CCUUGCUAUAUAUUCUGAACCCCAACAAACUUCAGCUCAUCACAACCAACUUUGACAUAUCAAACUAGUAACCCCCUCACUUUCCUCUUUAUAAACCAUGGCAGCUGCUACUAUGGCUCUUUCUUCCCCUUCUUUUGCCGGACAGGCAGUGAAGCUCUCACCAUCUGACUCAGAAAUCUCUGGAAAUGGAAGGAUCUCCAUGAGAAAGACUGCCUCCAAGCCAGCCGCAUCUAGCAGCCCAUGGUAUGGUCCAGACCGUGUUAAGUACUUGGGCCCAUUCUCUGGUGAGCCCCCAAGCUACUUGACUGGUGAAUUCCCUGGUGACUAUGGGUGGGAUACCGCUGGACUUUCAGCAGACCCUGAAACCUUUGCCAAGAACCGGGAACUCGAGGUGAUCCACUGCAGAUGGGCUAUGCUUGGUGCUCUUGGAUGUGUUUUCCCCGAGCUCUUGGCCCGUAACGGUGUCAAGUUUGGUGAGGCUGUGUGGUUCAAGGCUGGAUCCCAAAUCUUCAGCGAGGGUGGACUUGACUACUUGGGCAACCCAAGCUUGGUUCAUGCACAGAGCAUCUUGGCCAUCUGGGCUUGUCAAGUUGUCUUGAUGGGAGCCGUUGAGGGAUACCGUAUUGCUGGUGGGCCUCUUGGUGAAGUCGUCGACCCACUCUACCCCGGUGGCAGCUUCGACCCAUUAGGUCUUGCUGAUGAUCCAGAGGCAUUUGCUGAGCUCAAGGUAAAGGAGAUUAAGAACGGUAGACUUGCUAUGUUCUCUAUGUUUGGAUUCUUUGUUCAGGCCAUUGUUACCGGAAAGGGUCCAUUGGAAAACCUCGCUGACCACCUUGCAGAUCCAGUUAACAACAACGCAUGGGCCUACGCCACAAACUUUGUUCCUGGAAAAUGAAUAUAGUAAAACAAUCUUAAAAUUUCAUUGUUUGAUGGUCUUGUAAAGUUGUUAUGAGCAGUUACUUGACAAUAGAAUGGAUUUUUGUCUCA
Capsicum annuum is the source of this 987-nucleotide messenger RNA. Its product is annotated as chlorophyll a-b binding protein 21, chloroplastic. The record is from RefSeq and is a predicted model, not a curated record. Gene Ontology annotation, biological process: response to light stimulus; photosynthesis, light harvesting in photosystem I. The transcript is spliced from 2 exons. The coding region runs from base 98 to 895 and encodes 265 amino acids. Lineage: Eukaryota; Viridiplantae; Streptophyta; Magnoliopsida; Solanales; Solanaceae. Gene Ontology annotation, cellular component: plastoglobule; chloroplast thylakoid membrane; chloroplast envelope.